Corylus avellana is the source of this 746-nucleotide messenger RNA. Lineage: Eukaryota; Viridiplantae; Streptophyta; Magnoliopsida; Fagales; Betulaceae. The record is from RefSeq and is a predicted model, not a curated record.
GCUGGUGUCUUCGACGAUUUCUCAGUGCUUCCCCCUGUUUUUGCCGGACAAAUCAUCGAUUUUCAACCAAAAUGCAAAGAGGCAUUUAUGGUCAUGCAACUGAUGCUGCAAUACACCCACUUAAUGAGGAGAAAGCUGUUCAAGCUGCUGCAGAUCUUCUUGGGGAGCUUUUUGUCUUCACGGUUGCUGGAGCUGCAGUUAUUUUUGAGGUGCAAAGAAGUUCUAGAUCAGAAGCAAGAAAGGAGGAACUGCGCAAGCAAGAAUUACAGGCAAUGAAGCAAAGAGAUGAUGAUUUAGCUAAAGAAAUUGAGCUUCUUAGACACAAGAUUGAAGAGGUGGAACAACUUGCCAAAGGGCGAGGACUGGCUGGUAUCUUUAACUUCAAGCAUGCUCACGUCAUUGAAGAUGGAAAACCAAAAUGUACAUGAUAAAUGCAAAAAUCAAGUACAGAGUUGAGCAUUCUCUUCUCUUGUCUUCAACCCUCUAAAGAAAAGAUCAAGCUCGUCGAAUCAAAGAUCGGAUUGUAAGCAUCAACUUGCCUAAGUAUGUUUCUACAGUUUGUUCAUGGCUCAGGAACUUUAUUAUUACUGUUUUUUCUUUGAUUUCUACUGGCUGAUUCAAAGAGCAUGAUCCUGAGCUAUUGAAUAAACUAAUUCUUUUCUCUUCUGUUUUUUUUUUUUUUUUUUUUUUUUUUUCAGAACAACACUUUGUCAGAAUGUUUUGAAUUUUUACAGAACCCCUUCAAA